Colias croceus (clouded yellow) is the source of this 3556-nucleotide messenger RNA. RefSeq names its product glutamate [NMDA] receptor subunit 1 (gene Nmdar1). Lineage: Eukaryota; Metazoa; Arthropoda; Insecta; Lepidoptera; Pieridae. Gene Ontology annotation, molecular function: NMDA glutamate receptor activity. The transcript is spliced from 17 exons. Bases 126 to 2918 code for a protein of 930 amino acids. Gene Ontology annotation, cellular component: neuron projection; synapse; NMDA selective glutamate receptor complex. Gene Ontology annotation, biological process: ionotropic glutamate receptor signaling pathway; regulation of membrane potential; monoatomic ion transport. The record is from RefSeq and is a predicted model, not a curated record.
UGCUCCAUCUACCGUUACGCCUCAGCAUCCUACCUUAUUUAAGUUACGUAAACCUUUAAUACUUUUGCUAAAUUUAAAACAACAAAAAUGUGUUCCCUAUUUUUGUGAUUGAUUUUAAUUUAACCAUGUGGACCGUAGUAUUUUUAACGAUACUCGGUUGGUCUUCAGUGUAUGCCGAUAUAGACAGACGUCGAAACUCAAACCCUACUUACUAUAAUGUAGGUGGUGUACUGUCUAGUAAUGAGUCUAUUGCCUUCUUCAAAGAUACAAUCUCUAAUCUCAACUUUAAAGAUAAAUAUGUCCCUCGCGGUGUGACCUACCAUGAUUACUCGAUUUUGAUGGAUCCUAAUCCCAUAAUGACUGCACUGAAUGUUUGUAAAGAUUUGAUUGCACACAGAGUUUACGCAGUGGUGGUAUCUCAUCCAAUAACAGGUGACCUUUCACCCGCUGCAGUGUCAUAUACGAGUGGUUUCUACCACAUACCAGUCAUAGGCAUUUCUUCCCGCGACUCUGCUUUCUCUGAUAAAAACAUUCAUGUUUCGUUUUUACGAACUGUUCCACCGUAUUCGCAUCAGGCUGAUGUAUGGGUGGAUGUCCUUAAACACUUCAAUUAUAUGAAAGUUAUUGUUAUACAUAGCUCGGAUACUGAUGGUAGAGCAAUCUUGGGAAGAUUCCAAACAACUUCCCAAAGUGGUGAUGAAGAUGUUGAUCGUAAAGUUGUGGUUGAACAGGUUAUUGAAUUUGAACCAGGUCUGGAUUCUUUUAAUGAAAAACUCAUAGACGUAAGAGGUGCACAGGCAAGGGUUUUCCUUAUGUAUGCGAGUAAGACGGACGCCGAGAUAAUAUUCCGUGACGCAACAUACAUGAAUAUGACGACAACUGGGUACGUGUGGAUGGUGACAGAGCAAGCGUUGGAUGCUGCUAAUGCCCCUGAAGGUCUCCUGGGACUCAGGCUCGUAAAUGCUACCAAUGAACAUGCCCACAUACAGGAUUCUAUCUACGUCCUCGCAUCAGCAAUACGUGAAAUGAACAAAACCGAAGAAAUCAAUGCUCCACCUUCCGACUGUGAUAAUUCGGGAUCUAUAUGGCUGACUGGUCAAGUACUGUUUGAUUACAUCAGAAAACAGAGGCUGGAGAAUGGUGCCACCGGACAUGUAGCGUUUGACGAUCAUGGUGAUAGAGUACACGCAGAAUACGACAUGGUCAAUGUUAGGGCACACGGCGAACACGUAGCUGUUGGCAAAUACUUUUAUUCUAAGGAAACACAAAAAAUGCGUCUUGAACUCAAAGAACACGAAAUUAUAUGGAUGGGACGUAGUUCGUCAAAACCAGAAGGAUUUAUGAUACCAACACACCUCAAGGUUUUAACGAUCGAAGAGAAACCCUUUGUAUAUGCCCGCCGCGUUGAAGAUAUUUUCGAUUGUACGAGUGAAGAAAUUCCAUGUCCACAUUUUAACGCGAGUGAAGAAGCAGAUCAAAUGUACUGCUGCAAGGGGUUUUGUAUGGACCUCUUGACGUACUUAUCAAGAGCUAUAAACUUCACAUUUUCAUUGGCUCUCUCACCAGAUGGCCAGUUUGGUUCUUAUAUAUUCAAAAAUAUUUCUCAACCGGGAUCUAAAAAGGAAUGGACUGGAUUAAUUGGAGAAUUAGUAUAUGAACGUGCCGAUAUGAUCGUAGCACCUUUAACAAUUAACCCUGAACGAGCAGAAUUUAUCGAAUUCAGCAAGCCAUUUAAAUAUCAGGGUAUCACGAUCUUGGAGAAGAAGCCAUCUAGAUCGUCAACCCUCGUAUCCUUCUUACAACCUUUCUCCAACACUUUAUGGAUACUUGUGAUGGUGUCUGUACAUGUGGUGGCACUAGUACUGUAUUUGCUGGAUAGAUUUUCACCGUUUGGCAGAUUUAAGUUAGCAAAUAUAGAUGGAACGGAAGAAGAUGCGUUAAACUUGUCGAGUGCAAUUUGGUUUGCAUGGGGAGUUUUACUUAACAGCGGUAUUGGAGAAGGGACACCAAGAAGUUUUUCGGCACGUGUGCUAGGCAUGGUAUGGGCAGGCUUCGCUAUGAUCAUUGUUGCCUCAUACACUGCUAAUUUAGCUGCAUUUCUUGUGUUAGAGAGACCGAAAACUAAAUUGAGCGGUAUUAAUGAUGCUAGGCUUCGUAACACUAUGGAGAACCUCACGUGUGCUACAGUGAAGGGAUCUGCAGUCGACAUGUACUUUAGACGGCAGGUCGAACUAUCUAACAUGUACCGAACAAUGGAGGCCAAUAAUUACGAUAAUGCUGAACAGGCUAUACAAGAUGUUAAAGAUGGGAAGUUAAUGGCAUUUAUUUGGGAUUCAUCACGUUUGGAAUUCGAAGCGGCUCAAGAUUGUGAGUUGGUGACUGCUGGUGAACUCUUCGGGAGGUCUGGUUAUGGAGUCGGUUUACAGAAAGGAUCACCGUGGGCUGAUUUAGUAACAUUGGCAAUACUUGACUUUCAUGAAAGUGGGAUCAUGGAAUCGUUCGACAAUAAAUGGAUACUCCGAAAUAACAUGCUUAAUUGUGAAGAAAACGAAAAGACCCCAAAUACGUUAGGCUUGAAAAACAUGGCAGGGGUAUUCAUUCUAGUUUUAGCUGGCAUUAUAGGAGGGAUAGUUCUUAUUGUAAUUGAAGUCGUAUACAAAAAACAUCAAAUAAAAAAACAGAAGAGGAUGGAGAUCGCUCGUCACGCUGCUGAUAGAUGGCGUGGAGCAGUCGAGAAGCGGAAGACAUUAAGGGCUGCUAUUUUGCCUUCACAGCGGCGAGCGAAGUCGAACGGCGUGAAGGAAGCGGGGAGCAUCAGCCUGGCGGUAGACCGCGGCGCAAGGCGCAGGGAUGAGCUGCCUCGCAUACCGCGUUACAGUCCAGCGUACACGCCGGAUGUAUCACAUCUUGUCCUUUAGGAUGUUGCAAAUAAGCAAUACGCAAACUAUACACUUUAAAAGAAUAUUAGAUAGAUAGUCCGUACGUUUUGUGUCAUAGGAUGUACAAAGAGGACGACAUCAUUGUCUUCGACAGGCCUACUGAGUUUAUUUUUUAUUUUCUUAGGUCAAAAUCCUAAAUAACUGUAUGAAACAUAAUUUUUAACAGACUUCAUUUUAUAUUUAUUUUAGUAUUUAAAUUGACGUAUCAAUGCCUACGCCAAGAAAUCCACACCACGUUACCUAUUUAUAUUAAUAAGGUAGAUUUGUGUGCGUCUUUGAUAAUAAAAAAAAUGACAAAAUAAGACCUCUAACCUAAUUCCAAGCAUUCUAGAUGUAAAAAAAAUCCCAAAAUAAAAUGUUUGAUGUUAGUUCAUUGAAGUAUAAUAAUGGCCAUAAAAUUCUUAUGAUAAAAUAGAUACAUAAUCUAAGUUAAGAUAUUUAUUAAAUAAAAUGUAUUUAAUUAAUUUAUAAUGUUUAUUGAAAUAAAUUAUUUACAGGCGUACGAUAUUUGCUCAAGAGUUUUAUAUUUUUGGUAACUUACAUUACUAGGUUAUUUUUUUAAUUUUAGAAAUUAAUUUAUUAUUGUCAUUACAUAUGUAUACCUCUGUAAAUAUUUA